AGGAGCUUCAACUUUCAACUAAAAGAAACCCACCAACACCAAGUCUUGUCCAGCAUUAAACGGUGGCCUAUUUCACGAUAAUACUUCAAACAUUAUACUCUUUUGAACCAUAAAAAGUAGAGAAGUUUAUCUGAAUAGCCAAAGCAAAUAUGUCGCUUAACGUGCCGAACGCGCCAAACGCUGGCCUGUUCAAGCAAGGCUACAACAACUAUGAUUCAGAAGAUGGAGCUGUGCUACGAAAUAUCGAUGCUUGUCGAGCGAUCUCUUCUACGGUCCAAACCUCCUUAGGACCCUAUGGCCGAAAUAAGAUCAUCAUCAACCAUCUCCAGAAGAUGAUUCUCACCUCCGACGCCGCCACUAUCCUUAAGGAACUCGAUGUCGUCCACCCCGCCGCGAAGCUCUUAGUUAUGGCCAGUCAACAACAAGAAGCCGAGAUGGGUGAUGCGACUAACCUCGUUAUUGUCCUCGCUGGAGAACUCCUCAAGAAGGCCGAAGACCUGCUACGAAUGGGUUUAAAAACAGCCGAUAUCGUUACAGGCUACGAGCGUGCUCAAACCUUCGCGCUAGAAGCCUUAGAGGCACUUGUCGUGGAUAAGGUAGAGAACAUUAGGGACCAAGAAGAGUUGAGCAAGGCGAUUCGAACGGUGGUAGCGAGCAAGCAAAACGGAACCGAAGACACCCUAGCCAACCUUGUCGCGGAAGCAGUCCUUGCCGUACUACCCAAGAACCCCGUCAACUUCAACGUUGAUAACAUCCGAGUAGUCAAGAUUAUGGGUGGAAGCUUAGAACAGAGCCGAGUAGUGAAGGGUAUGGUUUUCCCUAAGGAACCUAAUGGAUCGGUCAAGAAAGCGACCAAGGCCAAGGUCGGAGUUUUCUCUUGCCCCAUCGACACCAGCCAGACUGAAACUAAGGGUACUGUAUUGUUACACAAUGCCAAGGAGAUGAUGGACUUCACCAAGGGAGAGGAGGAGCAACUCGAGGCCGCUAUCAAGGAAUUACAUGAUGUCGGCUUAAGAGUCGUGGUGGCUGGUUCAACCGUAGGAGAACUCGCUAUGCACUACCUCAACCGAUACGGUAUCCUCGUCAUCAAGAUUCUAAGCAAGUUUGAAUUGCGAAGAGUAUGCCGAGUCGUUGGUGCCACUCCCCUUGCGAGAUUAGGCGCUCCUAUGCCUGACGAGAUGGGAUCUGUGGAUGUUGUUGAGACGCUCGAGAUCGGUGGAGACCGUGUGACAGUUUUCAGACAAGAAGAUGAAGUCACGAGAACGGCAACUCUCGUCCUCAGAGGUGCUACGCAAAACUAUCUUGACGAUGUCGAGCGAGCAGUCGACGAUGGUGUCAACGUUGUAAAGGCAAUUACUCGUGACGCACGUCUAGUCCCUGGUGCUGGUGCGACAGAGAUACAGCUUGUAGGAAGGAUACAGAACUUUGGUGACAAGACUUCAGGCCUACCACAAUAUUCUAUCCGAAAAUACGGUGAAGCCUUCGAAGUUGUAGCAAGGACCAUAGCAGAGAGCGCUGGUCUGGAUGCCACAGAAGUCCUAAGCAGACUUUACACGGCACACAACAAGAAGGAUGGCUGGACUACGGGUAUUGAUAUCGAGAACAAUGACGGCACGGGCACCCUAGAUGCUAAAGAGGAGGGCAUUCUUGACCUCAUGGUUACGAAGGCUUGGGCUAUCAAGUUGGCCACAGAAGCGGCACGAACCGUAUUAUCAGUCGACCAAAUUAUUGUAGCAAGACAAGCUGGUGGACCUAAGCCACCGGGUCCCAACCCUAACUGGGAUGAGGAUUAAGGAGGUGAUUAAUGGUCACCAAAGUAAAAGUAGAUCGGGGUCGUACUAAGUAUAGUUGUCAAUUUUAUAGGCGCCAGAGAUGCCCAUAGCAUUUGUCGAUAAUUUGAUAGACGAAAACCUCGGUGUUCAGAUCAUUAUACGAUUUACAUGAUACGUGA
Molecule: messenger RNA, 1951 nt
Organism: Hypoxylon trugodes
Lineage: Eukaryota; Fungi; Ascomycota; Sordariomycetes; Xylariales; Hypoxylaceae
Product: T-complex protein 1 subunit theta
Exons: 3
Coding region: 150-1793 (547 amino acids)
Biological process (GO): protein folding
Cellular component (GO): chaperonin-containing T-complex
Molecular function (GO): ATP binding; ATP hydrolysis activity; ATP-dependent protein folding chaperone
Source: RefSeq, a predicted model, not a curated record